CGGCAACCGGAACAUGGUGUGGCCUGGCUUUUGCGCUGUCCGGACGAUAGCGAAAGCUUCGACGCGGAGUGGCGAUGAUGUAUCUGGCGGUGAAGUUGUUUUGCUUUUCCAUCGUCCUAAAUGUUGUGUGCGGUCGAUAUGCGACGUCGACCGAUGCCGAACCGCAGCAAACCUUCCGCAUCACGCCGAACGACAUCGAGGCGGCACAGGGCGACGAGGUGGUGUUGCGCUGCGAGAUAGAACACCUUGCCGGGCGGGUCCAGUGGACCAAGGACGGGUUUGCGCUCGGCUUCGGUAAUGAAAUCGUCGGAUAUCCGAGGUUUUCCCUGAACCAGAACCACAGCGACGGUGUCUACAAUCUGCGGAUCACCAACACUUCCUACGACGAUGCGGCCCUGUACCAGUGUCAGGUUGGGCCGGCGAAACACAACCAUCCAAUUAGGGCACAGGCCAAACUGACCGUCGUCGCCACACCCAAAGACUUUCACGGAAAGUAUGGCCGAACUUAGGGAGGAUUCUAUGGAACCUGUGGAAUACUACGUUCAAUUAGCAAUUUUGCAGAAUAGAAAUGUACGCUGCCAACAGUAUCAAUUACAGCUGACAAUGAUUGAUGGAGACUUGCUAGUAAUGCCAAAAUUAACUCCUAUUAAUUCAAAGGAAAGACACAUGAUAUAGCACGAGUAUUAUCCAUGAACGGUGGUUCGGAGUCAUCGUACAG
This is a messenger RNA of Anopheles moucheti, 718 nucleotides long. RefSeq names its product irregular chiasm C-roughest protein-like. Gene Ontology annotation, biological process: cell-cell adhesion. Lineage: Eukaryota; Metazoa; Arthropoda; Insecta; Diptera; Culicidae. Gene Ontology annotation, cellular component: cell-cell junction. The record is from RefSeq and is a predicted model, not a curated record. The coding region runs from base 75 to 509 and encodes 144 amino acids. The transcript has 3 exons. Gene Ontology annotation, molecular function: cell adhesion molecule binding.